GGCCGGCGAGGAAUAAAAACCCCCUCCUUACUUUAUCUCUCCCUCCCAUGGACCCGUAAUCUGUCACUACGUCUCUCUCUUCAUUUAUCGUGCAUCCGUUCCUCAGUAUCGAAGCUACAAUGCCUACACCAAAUCCCACUUCAAUUCCAGGGCACUUCAGCCUGCCCCGCAUUAGAACGCUAUUGGUCUCAUUGCUCGUUGCCCUGGGAGCGGGAACGAAUUAUGUCUAUUCAGCCUACGCCCCCCAAAUGGGACACAGACUAAAUCUCAGCCAUACACAACUAAACCUCAUCGCGCUUGGAGGAAAUGUCGGUGUCUACAGUACCGGUCCGGUGUGGGGAAAGAUAGUCGACGCUCGGGGCCCACGUAUCCUGAUGGUAGCGUCCUUCGCACUGCUCCUACUGGGAUAUUCCGGCAUUCGACUCGUCUACGACGUGGGGUUAAAAUAUGGCCAGUCCACCAUCAGCACUUUUACAUUCUGCCUGCUCACCCUAUUCGGCUGUAUGACCGGCGCGGGUGGGAAUUCGGCCUUGACUGGAGGUAUCAACUCCACAGCAAAAUCCUUCCCAGAAAGACUCCGCGCGUCCACGACGGGAAUCGUCUUGUCGGGUUUCGGAUUGUCUGCAUUCCUGUUUUCCUCGAUUGCUCACUUUGCCUUCCCAGGCGACACGUCUUCUUUCCUGUUGGUUUUAUCUCUGGGAACGGCUCUGCCCGAGGUAGUAGGGUACUUUUUCAUUCGACCUAUCCCCUUGCCCGCGUCCGAACAGCGACAUGUUCCCGAAGGGAGCGCGGAGGCUAUCUCUUACCACGAGAACAGCAGUCAAACACGCUUGUUGGGCAGUGAAGAUACCCAACUUAUUUUUGAUCAAGCUAGUCCUACUACGCAUGCCGUAGAUUAUAGUCCUGGAGAAACGAGUGCUCUGGAGCUUAGCCCGCCCAGGAGCAUCUCUCCGCCUCAGAUCAAUACUUCCAGACAUCGCUCCCAGAGUAACGGGAGAAGUCUCAGCCUUGCAGGACGCAUUCUUCUGCACGAAAAGUCUCCCAACAUCUACGGCUGGAAACUGUGGUGCACCUUCGAGUUUUGGCUCAUCUUCUCAAUCCUCUUACUCCUGAGCGGAACCGGUAUUAUGUACAUCAACAAUGUCGGUUCGAUGUCUCAAGCACUUUUCGCUCACAAUAACCCUACAUAUGACGAAAAUGGCGCUGUUCCGUGGCAAGCUGCUCAGGUUUCCGCCAUCAGUAUCAUGAACUGUCUCGGACGAAUCAUUAUAGGACUCCUAUCCGAUUUUGCGAAACACCACUAUGAGACGCCCAGGUGUUACAGCCUGAUGCUGGUGUCUCUCCUUGUUCUGAUUUCGCAGAUACUAGCGUCUCAAAUUGACGACGUGCGCUUCUUGUGGCAGGCGAGCUCCUUACUCGGCCUUGCGUAUGGGUCUAUAUUCGGAACCUACCCCACUCUCUGCAUAGAGUUGUUUGGCAUGCCUCAUUUUUCGGAGAACUGGGGAUACAUAUCGUUAGCGCCUAUGGUGGGGGGGAACGUCUUUUCGCUGGCGUUCGGUAAGAAUCUGGACGCGCAUGGACCGAAGGAUGCGAAAUUGGGGGAGGUUAUGGUUAUGAGUGGAGAGCGGCAGUGUCUAGAAGGGAAGGCGUGUUAUGUGGACACGCUUUAUCUCACCAUCGCUGGUUGUUUCUUGGCGUUCCUCUUGAGUGUGUAUGCAUGCUGGAGGGACCGUCAAAAGCAUACGUACCACUCGUUAGAUUUGGAUGAUGAGGAUGAAGAGGAUUGAAAUGAUAAACUGUGAUAUUCUUAUAUAGACUGUACUGUACACAUACUUAAAUAGAAUUGGAACGACUGCCGACUACGACUCUGCCUCUCGCAGUU
This is a messenger RNA of Guyanagaster necrorhizus, 1882 nucleotides long. Its product is annotated as MFS general substrate transporter. Bases 120 to 1787 code for a protein of 555 amino acids. Gene Ontology annotation, cellular component: fungal-type vacuole membrane. The transcript is spliced from 9 exons. Gene Ontology annotation, biological process: transmembrane transport. Gene Ontology annotation, molecular function: transmembrane transporter activity. Lineage: Eukaryota; Fungi; Basidiomycota; Agaricomycetes; Agaricales; Physalacriaceae. The record is from RefSeq and is a predicted model, not a curated record.